Brassica napus (rape) is the source of this 1592-nucleotide messenger RNA. RefSeq names its product protein RKD1-like. The transcript is spliced from 4 exons. The record is from RefSeq and is a predicted model, not a curated record. Gene Ontology annotation, molecular function: DNA-binding transcription factor activity. Bases 348 to 1091 code for a protein of 247 amino acids. NCBI's taxonomy places the organism in Eukaryota, Viridiplantae, Streptophyta, Magnoliopsida, Brassicales, Brassicaceae.
GAUUUAUACUGUAUAUUUUUAGACAAUAUUUUUGGAACGUGAGAAAAAGGAGAAGAGAUCUUAUCAACUCAUAAUCAUAUGCAUGCUGCUGCAUGCAGAGAUUUUAAAAAGAUAAUUCUAUUUUUAUGAAUUAAUCUUAAAAACGUCCCUCUUAUUGGCAUUAAUUAGCAUUAAUUAUUUUAUAUCUCUCUCGUAACUCCAAAUUUUACAGGGCAAUCAAUUAGCCGUCAAUGCCCACUUUUCCCGUAGAGUUCUAUAACUUCACUUGCAUACCUUCUCUUUCCAUAUCUACCAGUAUAUUUUUAUCUACACCUCUUUCUUUCUUUAUCUGAUUAGUGAUCAUAUUAAUGAUGAUGAACUCGUUUAGCAAUUUGGAGUGUGAUAAGGUAUUUGGCAAAGAAGAUAAGCCAUUCUCGUUUCUAGAGUAUUUCUCUUAUCAAAGCGAGUUUACCAAUAAUUUCUUUGGAUUGGAAGAUGAAAUUAUUUCCUCUGGCAACUAUGAUUAUUAUCUUCCAUCUGCCUCAAGCUUUCUGGCUUUACCUGAUCUUGAACCCAUCUCCAUCGUCUCUCAUGAAGAUAUACUUAACGACUACGGUUCUGUUUCAUGGACUGAAAAAGAGUCAGUGUUUGAUGAACAUCAAAGAGAAGAUUUUGAUUUGGUGAAAGAGACUGAAACUAUCAAGAAAAGAGCCAGAGAAGAAUGUGCUUAUAGUAGCUAUGCUGCAAAGCCAUUGUCGAAGGAAACCAUCUCAUUGUACUAUGACAUGCCAAUAGCUCAAGCGGCUAAGGAGCUUAACAUUGGUUUAACUCUUUUGAAGAAGAAAUGUCGUGACUUGGGUAUUCAGCGUUGGCCUCAUCGUAAAUUCAUGAGCCUAGAUAAUCUCAUCGAGAAUGUCAAGAAGUUGGAGAAAGGGGAAGGGAACGCAGAUGAGCAAAGAAAAAAAUUGGAAAAGCUCACGAAGGAGAAGAAAAGGAUGAAGGAGUCUCCAGAUUUGGAAUAUGAGGAUAAGACAAAGAGAUUGAGACAAGCUUGUUACAAGGCUAACCAUAAGAGAAAGAGAAGACUUGUCAUGUCUACGUCAACCACAUGACAUCAUCUUCUCUUUGAUCAGUAAAAUACACAACAAGACUAGAUUGACUAAUAAGUGCACGAUUUGUUUGGAAUAGUUUAAUUGUACCAUCUAGACUUAAGUUUGACGAUGAAUCUAUGUUGUGUACAGGCUUGUAAGCAGUCAUGUUUGUUCAUCGCGUCGUUUUGAGUUGGCGUAUGAAUUGAUGAAUGGUGAAUGAGAUUGAGAACUAGGUAGCGAUAUUGUUUAAAGCUUUGCGACUUGGCAAAAUCAUAUAUAGUUUAUUCCUAUGUUAGUCUUUUUGUUAUGGUUCUAUGCUCUCGGUUCAAUCUAGCAUUGGACUCUGGUUCAAGAAGCAUUCAACUGAUUCUAAAUCAUUUUAAAGUGUCGGUUCAAAGGAGAUUAUUAAAUGACUUUUUCUUGGGUUCACCCCCUAGGGUGAACCUUUAGGUUCACCAACCAAUAGAAAGUUGUCAUUUUAGAUCUAGUAUCUUUUAAUUAAGGAAACAAAAUAACUUGCCA